GUCGGCCAUCUUCGCGGGGUGUCCUUCGCGGGGCGGCGCCGCUUCCGUCGGGGAUGGCGUCCGGAUCGAGCGACGGCGGGAACGUGUGCCCUUGGCCGGCGUCGAUUCUGCUCGCGGAGGAGGCGUACGUCGGCGGCAGUAGGAACGACACGACGGCCAGAGCCAGAUCCACGUUCAAUCGUACCGUGGAGAUCACCUUCUGGAUCGCUGAUCCACCGGCGGUGUCCUUCUACACCUUCCGCUGCAUGAAGGCCCCCAACUCCGAUUCCAAGGACGUGGACCUGAGAGUUCGUUCAGCCGUUGCGGGCGCACAUGGCAGAUUCGUUCUUGUUCGCACCCUCUUGGCCAGUAUCGCCCCCAUGUAUGAGUACUUCAUCUACAAGGGCCACCCCAAGUCCCCGUCCCUCGAAAGCAUCCCACCUAUUCCGUUUCUUGAUAUGAUGAACGGAGCGGAGUUCGGAAUCGUGCCCCGCGGUGACGAUGGCCAUUAUCUCCUGAUUGCACUCCGUGACACGGCGAAUGAUUACCGGCUUCACAUCUACUCGUCUGAGGAUGCAACAUGGGGGACUAAGGAACUGCCCAAUCCAUGUCCUGAGGUCGGUACAAUUAUGCCGGACAAGGUGUUCACACUGGGAGAUGGCUUCGUGUUAUGGGUCGAUUUGCUGCAAGGUAUGCUGCUAUGUGACGUGCUUCGAGAACCCCUUCUUGCGCAAUACAUCCCGUUGCCUGAGCCCUUGCCUGGAAACAGAGAAAAAGUGAAGAAAUGCCUCCCAGGAGUUAAGUUUUUUCGGGAUCUCACCUGUGUUGAUGGUCUGAUCAAGUUUGUUGAGAUAGAACGGCGUGAGAUUGUAAGAGAGAUUACAGAUGUUCCUCCUGAAAAGCCUUUUGACCCGAGGACCGAGGAUGUGUUGUAUGAUUUAGAAUUGAUCAGGCUGAGCAAGCGCAAACCAGUGGAAAACAAGCCUAAGUUGGAGCGCUCAGUGGAUGGUUGGAGUGCCAUUGUAUGGACUAGGGAGAUUGGGUCCAACUUUUGGCGCAAAGGAAGCGUUGUUGACGUGAAUGACAUUUUGGUCGAUGACUCGGUGUUUUCAGCGUUGCUGUCCAGCAACAAGAGUGAAUCUUCUGGGACUGGGAGCCUGACAUUCAAGAACAUGAUCUCGGUUUUGCCCACCCUGAUGAGCACGGAUGGUAAUGAUAUCCUUUACCUCAAGUCGUACAUCCAGCAAUUGGGUUUUUCGGUGCUGGCUGCUGUGGACCUUGUGGAGAAGACACUGAAAGUGGAAGCACCUGGAGCGCAUCCUGUUGGAAAAUAUAACACUUCGCUGCAAACAUUGCGUCCCUGUGCAUUGGCGAACCAACUGAAAAUGACUCCAGGCAUUAAAGUCUCAGCAAGUCAGAUUGCACUGAUGGGCAGCUCUGCCAAUGAGCCAAACAGUACAGCUAUUCGUGUGGCUGAGCCCUUUUACCAAAUUCCAAGGCAAUUGGCUGAGAAAGUCAACCAUGCACAAAAUGGAGCUCAGAGUAAGAUUGCACCGAUGGGCAGCUCUGCCAAUAAGCCAAACAGUACAGCUAUCCGUGUGGGUGAGCCCAUUUCCUAUGAAUCUGAGAACAAACGUCCAAGGCUCUUGGCUGAAAAAGUCAACCAUGUACAAAAUGGAGCUCAGAGUACUGUACAGAAUGUUCUUAUCUCACAGGCCCAUCCUAAUCAAAACAAUAUGCCUCCGCGGCUAUGCUUUAACAGGUACCAGCAACCUGGAUACAGUGGGUACUCAUCAUGGCCCCAUCAGAACAAUCCGCCGCCGGCUCCGGCGCCGUCGUGCUUCAACAACUGGGCUGGACCCUACAACCCGAUCUAUGCACCGUCGGCCCCUGCACCUAACAUACAAAGCUAUGUCAAUUAUCAAUCACUGCCGCAGCAGCCACUACUGCCGGAGCAGCAGAUUACACCUAGCAUGGCAUUUGGACCUCACAUGGCACACCGCCCCAUCUAUACUUCAACGACUGGUAUGGAGCCUUAUGCAUAUGGUGCCCACUCAGGCAGUGGCAUCUACCAUCAGCGCUGAUAGCAUCUCCUCCCUAUUCAGUUUCUUGCCUAUGCAGCUUAGCAGCAAACGUGAAGUGGUGUUUUAACCUCGUGCAGACUAAGAUGUGCUGCCAUAUCCCUUUUAAGACAGUACAUAUGGCGCCAGCAAUAUUCUCCUUUUAAAAAUUUCUUUUAGGUACCAGCUAUUAUCUGCAGUAAAUCAGGACGUGGUGUGCAUCUGAAACAAGUUUCAUAUACCUAACUAUGAGAUCAUGGCAGUCUGAAUUUGAACCGAACACUACUGGAAACUUAAAUUUCUAUUUUCUGUCGGUAUUUAUAUUACACAUAAUUUUUCUA
This is a messenger RNA of Sorghum bicolor (sorghum), 2380 nucleotides long. RefSeq lists its product as uncharacterized. Lineage: Eukaryota; Viridiplantae; Streptophyta; Magnoliopsida; Poales; Poaceae. The transcript is spliced from 9 exons. The coding region runs from base 54 to 2063 and encodes 669 amino acids. The record is from RefSeq and is a predicted model, not a curated record.